This is a messenger RNA of Dipodomys ordii (Ord's kangaroo rat), 468 nucleotides long. Its product is annotated as chromosome unknown open reading frame, human C10orf131. The transcript is spliced from 3 exons. The record is from RefSeq and is a predicted model, not a curated record. Lineage: Eukaryota; Metazoa; Chordata; Mammalia; Rodentia; Heteromyidae. The coding region runs from base 1 to 468 and encodes 155 amino acids.
AUGGCGGCUAGGCAGCCCCGUGGGCAAGUGAGGGAGUUGAAAAGCGUCCUCCGAAUAGGGGCUGCCCGCACCCGGCAUGCUGACCCUGUGGUGGGGAACACCUCGCUGGGGUGGGUCCACGCCCUGGUCCCCAUCCGCACAUUAGAGAAGCAGCAAGAUGAGCUCACUGAAGUCUUGUUGGAUGAAGGUCUUUCAUUUUUCAUCCUGAGUGGUGAAGAAAGGUCUGCUCUGAGCCAGUCUUCUGAACAGAGAUCAGUAAAAGAUAGUUACUCCAAACACUUUUCACUUGAUGAUAAUUUGCAAAAUAUUGCUGAAAGCGAAGAUGAAGAUUUUAUUGAAGAAGUGAUUUUUACAGAUUUACUUGAAGUAAAAGCUGCUGAAUAUGAAGAUAAUAAAAAACAAAUAGAAAAACAGCAGACCAAUAUUUUUGUACCAAGUACUUCUCCAGGUAAUGUUCUUUUCCAAUAA